UCCUUCCCCUUUCUCACCCCCAUCGCAAUCGUUCCCUCUUUCCUUCACUAUCCCCAUAUCGUCUUUCUACCAUCAUCGCCUUUCCACAGUAGUAUCCUCAUCCCAGUAAACAUCCUAUUCACUUCAAGUUUGUAUCCGUACACAACGGAUCUUUCCUUCUCCCUACACUUUUCUCUUUCUUUCCUUUUCACAUUUCACAUUUCACCCAAGGGUGUUUAACCUUCCGCUCGACCUUUCCGAUUUCCGACCUUGUAGACUUUAUUGUUUCUACUAAUAAACUUUCAUUCACUAGACUUGUUAAUACUUUUCAUACAUUUUACAUAGUUUCACAUUGUCAAGAUGACACUCGCUACCGCUGUCGUAUUCGCCAUCCUUGGGUUCGGCGGAGUGAACGCUCAAUCAUCCGCUACGUCUGCUUCCGGAUCUCCCACCUCAUUAUCUGCCACUGGGUCAACAACAUCAGCAGCGGCAGGAUCGACAGAUCCUAAUUUACCUCAAACGCCAUUGGUCACUUCCGCUCCUUUCGGAUUCCAACUACCGGCGUUGUCAGAAUUGACUUCUGGCCAACCGACAGAAUCGACAGUCCCACUCGAUACUACUUACACUGGUGGAGUCUCCCCCACAGCUGUUUCAGGAGCACCUACAACUCCUACGGGUACACCGAACCCUGCCAACUAUCCGGCUCUGGAUGUGAUCCCUAGUACGAACUCUUCCUUAGUUCAAUCAUGGCUUGCUAAGAUCGACAUGUCCAAAAUUCCCAAUUACGGAGUAACUUCAGGUGAUUGUGCUGGUUCUCCCGGUGCCAUCACCGAUGGACGUUGUUGGUGGACUUGUGGAGGUUGUACUCGUGAAACCGACAUCACCGAAUGUCCCGAUAAACUCACUUGGGGUCUCUCAUUCGACGAUGGUCCCUCACCUUACACACCUUUAUUACUCGACUAUCUCGAUUCCAUGUCACUUCACACCACUUUCUUCAUCGUUGGUUCCCGUGCCAUCUCCAGACCCGAAAUUCUGUUGUCGGAAUACAUGGCAGGUCAUCAACUUUCCGUUCACACUUGGUCCCACCCCGCUCUCACGACAUUGACAAACGAACAGAUUGUCGCUGAACUCGCUUGGACCAUGCAGAUCAUUCACGAUGUCACCGGAGUCACUCCCAACACUUUCAGACCUCCGUACGGUGAUAUCGACGAUCGUGUGCGUGCCGUGGCAGCUCAAAUGGGCUUGACACCAAUCAUCUGGUCUUCUAUCACUGCAAACGGAACAAUGACCAAUUUCGACACGACGGAUUGGAACAUUCCUGGUGGAGAAGCUACUGGAGAGACUGCUUUGGCCAAGUUUGAUACUAUUCUCGAUACUUAUGCCAGUCAGCUAUCGACGGGGUUCAUCGUGUUGGCUCAUGAUCUGUAUCAACAGACUGUUGAUUUGGCCGUGGGAUAUGUCUUACCAGGAGCCAUUCAGUCUGGAAAAUUCCAACUCAAGUCUAUCAUUGAAUGUCUCGGUCGACCAUUGUCAGAAGCCUACAUCGAGACUUCGUCCAAUACCACCGCCACCCUUAUCACCUCAGCCGCUUCUACCUUCUUCCAACCUACCGUCGGUACAGGUACAGGAACUCCCGUUACUCCCACUUCUCAAUCUGCCUCCGGAUCUGUCUCCGGUGCCGUCAGCGGCAGCGCGAGUACCAGCGGAUCCAGCGCCAGCGCAUCUUCGUCUGGCAAAACCGGUGCUGCCACUGAGAGAGCCUCGUUCAGUCACUUUGGGGUGGUGGCGGCGGCCCUGCUGGUGGUAGGGAUGGGAAUGACGAUGAUGGCUUAGACUGUUUCUUUCCCGUGUCACUUGUGUGGUCGGUAUAUGCCUUGAGAGUAUGAUGAAAUGUUAUUGACGGACAAUAUGCAUAAUCUGUUGCAUGCUGAUUGUAUG
Tremella mesenterica DSM 1558 is the source of this 1917-nucleotide messenger RNA. RefSeq lists its product as uncharacterized. Lineage: Eukaryota; Fungi; Basidiomycota; Tremellomycetes; Tremellales; Tremellaceae. The record is from RefSeq and is a predicted model, not a curated record. Gene Ontology annotation, molecular function: chitin deacetylase activity. The transcript has 4 exons. The coding region runs from base 340 to 1812 and encodes 490 amino acids. Gene Ontology annotation, cellular component: membrane. Gene Ontology annotation, biological process: carbohydrate metabolic process.